This is a messenger RNA of Manihot esculenta (cassava), 1446 nucleotides long. Its product is annotated as probable prolyl 4-hydroxylase 9. The record is from RefSeq and is a predicted model, not a curated record. Gene Ontology annotation, cellular component: endoplasmic reticulum. The transcript is spliced from 8 exons. Gene Ontology annotation, molecular function: procollagen-proline 4-dioxygenase activity; iron ion binding; L-ascorbic acid binding. Bases 262 to 1116 code for a protein of 284 amino acids. Gene Ontology annotation, biological process: peptidyl-proline hydroxylation to 4-hydroxy-L-proline. Lineage: Eukaryota; Viridiplantae; Streptophyta; Magnoliopsida; Malpighiales; Euphorbiaceae.
AAAAUUUAUUAAAAAAAAAGUGUCGUCUCCCGCCAUUAACGCGUUCUCCCAUUUCCACCAUCAUCAGAUUAGCCAAAGAACUCUGACAAAUAUAUAUUUAUAAAUUACAAAAAAAUUCAUACAAAAGAAAACUAAUUUUCCACUGAAAUCCAAAAUUGUUUACCAGAUUUUCCAUUCCCGUUUAGAUCCGCCAUCGUUGAAGAACCAAACAGAUUUCUUCUUCUUCUUCUUCUUCUUCUUCUUCUUCAUCACACACCAUAGAUGAAAACCAAAACGAAGCGCUCCAAGAGUAAGCUAGGGUUACCAGUUGUUGUCCUCCUAUGUUCUCUCUUCUUCCUCGUCGGCUUCUAUGCCUCCACUCUUCUUUCUCAGAAUGUUCCUGUUAUUAGACCGCGGUUGAGAAUGCUUGACGUGGCCGAUGGAGAGCUUGAUGCGAUGCCCCAUGGCGUGACUGGAGAAUCUUCUCCCCAAUCCAUUCCAUUUCAGGUUUUAAGCUGGAAACCGAGAGCCGUUUAUUUUCCAAACUUUGCAACCCCAGAACAAUGCAAAAGUAUAAUUGAAAUUGCAAAGUCUCGACUAAAACCCUCUAGCCUGGCUCUGCGAAAAGGAGAAACUGAAGAUAGCACUAAGGGAACAAGAACAAGUUCAGGUACAUUUAUUAGUGCAUCUGAAGAUAAAACUGGAGUACUGGAUUUCAUUGAGCAGAAAAUUGCUAGAGCUACAAUGUUACCAAAGUCCCAUGGGGAGGCAUUCAACGUGUUGCGCUAUGAAAUUGGACAGAAAUAUGAUUCACAUUAUGAUUCAUUUAACCCAACUGAAUAUGGUCCGCAGAUGAGCCAAAGGGUCGCAUCUUUCUUGUUGUAUUUAUCUGAUGUAGAAGAAGGUGGAGAAACCAUGUUCCCUUUUGAGAAUGGCUUGCAAGUGGGUUCAGGCUAUGAUUACAAAAAAUGUGUUGGUUUGAAAGUGAAACCAAGGGAAGGCGAUGGAAUUCUAUUUUACUCGCUGUUUCCAAAUGGCACAAUUGAUCAGACAUCUCUUCAUGGAAGUUGCCCAGUUAUCGCAGGCCAGAAAUGGGUGGCGACGAAGUGGAUUAGAGAUCAAGUACAAACGGUCUAAGCAUCGUUUCUAUUAAGGGGGUAACGGGAACUCCAGACCUCUUAAUUUAAAUUUGGCCCAGUUACCAUGGACGUAUUUUGGUGCAGUUACUAUCGGUUAAGCCCUGUGGCCGAAGACUUUAGCAUAGUUAAAUCUAAAUCUGUGAUUUUAAUAUUGUCAUCACUGUAAUGUCUUUUCGGUAACUGAUUCAUUUUAACUUCCCAUUUCAAUGAGGCGACAUUUAUAGAAUCUCGUUCCACAGAUGUGUUUGUACUUUCUCUUUUUUCACAUGGAACAGUGUAAAGAAAACUUUAUUAUUACAUUUUCUCCAAUUAUUGUGAGAACUCUCUC